GGUGGGGGAUAAACUCCAGCGCCCAAGAAGCUCUCCCUAUGUGCUGGGCACCAAGCAGUCCGGAUGAAGCUGGGCUUAGGACUUUCUAUUUCACGCACUCCAAUAUUUGGUACUCUUGCUCCGGAUACAGGUAGAAUCGGGGCUCCAGGACACCACAAUGACUUUGUCUCGGUCUCCAAUGUCUUCAGUGUCUAACGGAGCUACCGAGUCCGCGGGUGUGUGUGUGUGCGCGGGGGGUGAGGAAGUGAUGGCUACAGAAUCAUGAUGGAUUGUUAGAAACCUUCCCCGGAGGCGACCGCUGCUAGGAUUCUCUCUGCCGGCCUUGGCUGGAGAAGGCUGGGACAGCGUUACAGCUCCAUCUCCUAUUGGUGGCGGCUCCAAACCUCCUCCGCCCACUUCAGCCCACACCAGGAGCCCAUGGGUUCCAGACGCUAUCCAGGAGAGGUCUUCCUGAGCCAUCUCUGCGCUCAGACAUUGAUCCCCAGCCCUCGGCAGCCGGUUACCCUGAAGACUACAAAGGGACCGGGAGAAAUUGAUGUGCUGGGCAAAGCUGGACUAAAGGGUUCCACUCAUUUUUUUUUUUUUUUUUUCUCAGCUGGAGAAGAGGGUCCACGAAAGCCACCGAAAGAAGCGCCAAAGGGAGGCUGCAGUUUGGAAAAAGGACCAGGGUGGAAAAAGGACCACAAAGUGUCCCUCCAAUUUCGCCACCUACCCACAGUCCAUGCAACCACGCGCGCAUCUCCUGCCCAGGAGCCCAAGUCCCUGAACAAUGGAAGUCUCUAACCUCUCAGGCGCCACCCCUGGCAUCGCCUUUCUCCCGGGGCCGGAGAGCUACAGUGACAGCCCAAUUUCCGGCAGGGGCGUGGGGUCCACCCCAGGUGGGCUCAUCUUGCCAGGCCCGCCCUUCUCUGUCUUCACCGUGCUCGUGGUGACUCUCUUGGUGUUGCUGAUCGCUGCCACUUUCCUAUGGAAUCUGCUAGUUCUGGUGACCAUCCUGCGCGUCCGCACCUUCCACCGCGUGCCACAUAACUUGGUGGCCUCGACAGCCGUCUCGGACGUGCUUGUGGCGGCCCUGGUGAUGCCACUGAGCCUGGUGAGCGAGUUGUCGGCUGGGCGACGUUGGCAGCUGGGCAGGAGUCUGUGCCACGUGUGGAUCUCCUUCGACGUGUUGUGCUGCACGGCCAGCAUCUGGAACGUGGCGGCCAUCGCCCUGGACCGCUACUGGACCAUCACGCGUCACCUACAGUACACGCUGCGCACCCGGCGCCGCGCUUCGGCGCUCAUGAUCGGGGUCACCUGGGCACUGUCCGCGCUCAUCGCGCUCGCCCCGUUGCUCUUUGGCUGGGGCGAAGCCUAUGAUGCUCGGCUGCAGCGUUGCCAGGUGAGCCAGGAGCCCUCCUAUGCCGUCUUCUCCACCUGCGGAGCCUUCUACCUGCCUCUGGCAGUGGUGCUCUUCGUCUACUGGAAGAUAUACAAAGCCGCCAAAUUUCGCUUCGGCCGCAGACGGAGGGCUGUGGUGCCCUUGCCUGCCACCCUGCAAGCAAAGGAGGCACCUCAGGAGGCCGAGAUGGUAUUCACGGCACGGUGCAGGGCCACAGUGACCUUCCAGACAAGCGGAGACUCAUGGCGGGAGCAGAAGGAGAAGCGAGCGGCCGUGAUGGUGGGGAUCUUGAUCGGCGUCUUUGCGCUGUGUUGGAUCCCGUUCUUCCUGACGGAGCUCAUCAGCCCGUUCUGUGCCUGUAGCCUGCCACCCAUCUGGAAAAGCAUAUUCCUGUGGCUCGGGUAUUCCAAUUCCUUCUUCAACCCCUUGAUUUACACAGCUUUUAAUAAGAACUACAACAACGCCUUCAAGAGCCUCUUCACUAAGCAGAGAUAAGAAGGGCUGGGAGACGGAAGGGAAGAGCAAGGGGAUUUGCAAUUCCCGUUUCAUCAGAGCCCUGGGGACGUUCUCUCCACCUCACGCCAAUGACAUUUUGGAAGUCCUACCAUUGGGCCUGGAAGAGUUCUCAUGAAGGGUGGCAACUGUCUGGCAGACACACUCAUGCCUUCUACAGAAGGACAUGACAGACAUUACUAGUGGACUGUGGUACAUGCCUGCACAUGUGGGACACAAACCCCGCCAAACCCUUACAGGAUGUAGUUUAGGUAUUACUGAUAAAUCAUUAGACUUGGCACGUGACAAAGCUGAUUUGCUUUUGUUUUAUUUAAUACUCUGUUCCUUGGGGGGGGGGGAAUGGUCUCUCAGGGUUUUCCUGAGACUGUCUCCCUGACAUAGCUUCUCCUUUACCCUUUCUUUAUCCACCAAAGGAGUUUACCUUUAUUAGCUUCCUACACAUCCUCAACAAGGCAAUGAUUCUUAGUUUGGGAACACGCACCUCACCUGAAGCCUUGUUAAAAAGUGUUCCAUGCAGGUGUCUUCAAGACGGCUCAGUGGAUAAAGGCACCUGCCACCAAGCCUGGUGACCUGCUUUUGAGCCCCAGACCCGUCCAAUCUCCACAUACGUGCCGGCAGCCCGCUCCCCCAUGUGUACACAAAAUAAAUGAUACAUACAAUUUAAAGAUA
This is a messenger RNA of Peromyscus maniculatus bairdii (prairie deer mouse), 2563 nucleotides long. Its product is annotated as 5-hydroxytryptamine receptor 5B. Lineage: Eukaryota; Metazoa; Chordata; Mammalia; Rodentia; Cricetidae. Gene Ontology annotation, molecular function: G protein-coupled serotonin receptor activity. The record is from RefSeq and is a predicted model, not a curated record. Gene Ontology annotation, cellular component: plasma membrane. Gene Ontology annotation, biological process: positive regulation of MAPK cascade; adenylate cyclase-activating adrenergic receptor signaling pathway.